AUGCCUGAAGCAGUCAACGGCAUCGACCACUUCCUGAGCGCCUCCAAGGCCCUGGCCACGCUCGAGGAGUACGAGGAGCGCGAUGGCCUGGGGAUCAAGGAUCUCAUGAACGCCCGGGUGCACGGCGGCCUCACGUACAACGACUUCCUCGUUCUGCCCGGCUACAUUGGCUUCCCCGCGUCCGAGGUGGCCCUCGACUCGCCCAUCACGAAGCGCAUCACGCUCAAGACGCCCUUUGUCUCGUCGCCCAUGGACACGGUGACCGAGCACGAGAUGGCCAUCCACAUGGCUCUGCAGGGUGGCCUGGGUGUCAUCCACCACAACUGCUCGCCCGACGCGCAGGCCGACAUGGUCCGCAAGGUCAAGCGGUACGAGAACGGCUUCAUCCUGGACCCCGUUGUCAUCAAGGUCGACACGACCGUUGGUGAGGCGAGAGCCCUCAAGGAGAAGUGGGGGUUCGGUGGUUUUCCUGUGACUGAGAACGGCACCUUGGGCUCCAAGCUCCUCGGCAUUGUCACGAACCGCGACAUCCAGUUCGAGGAUGAUGGCAACCGCCCCGUGUCCGACGUCAUGGUCAAGGACCUUGUCACCGCCCCGGCUGGUGUGACCCUCGUCGAGGCCAACAAGAUCCUGUCGCAGUCCAAGAAGGGCAAGCUGCCGAUCGUUGACAAGGACGGCAACCUCGUGUCCAUGAUCUCGCGCUCCGAUUUGACCAAGAACCUGCACUUCCCUCUCGCUUCCAAGCUGCCCGACUCCAAGCAGCUGAUCUGCGCUGCCUCCAUCGGCACGCGUCCCGAGGACAAGAUCCGCCUGCAGAAGCUGGUGGACGCCGGCCUGGACAUUGUCGUCCUCGACAGCAGCCAGGGCAACAGCAUGUACCAGAUCGAGAUGAUCAAGUACAUCAAGGCGACCUACCCCGACCUGGACGUCAUUGGCGGAAACGUCGUGACCCGGGAGCAGGCUGCUGCCCUCAUUGACGCAGGUGUUGACGGCCUGCGCAUCGGCAUGGGCAGCGGUUCGGCCUGCAUCACGCAGGAGGUCAUGGCCGUCGGCCGCCCGCAGGCCACUGCUGUGUACAACGUGUGCGCUUUUGCUGCGCGCUUCGGCGUUCCCUGCAUUGCCGACGGUGGCAUCCAGAACGUCGGCCACAUUGUCAAGGGUCUGUGCCUGGGCGCGUCCACGAUCAUGAUGGGCGGUCUCCUGGCCGGCACGACCGAGUCGCCCGGCACGUCGUUUGUGUCGCGCGAGGGCAAGCUGGUCAAGGCGUACCGCGGCAUGGGCAGCAUCGACGCCAUGCAGGACAAGAAGGCCGGCGGCGGCGGCAAGAACAGCCAGAAGAGCAACGCCGGCACGGCUCGCUACUUCUCCGAGGGCGACAGCGUGCUGGUCGCGCAGGGCGUGUCCGGCGCUGUGGCGCACCGCGGGUCCAUCAACAAGUUCCUGCCGUACCUGGCUGCCGGCGUCAAGCACUCUAUGCAGGACAGCGGCAUCAAGAGCUUGCGAGAGCUCCACGAGAGCGUCUCCUCUGGCAAGUUGCGCUUCGAGAUCCGGACGGCGAGCGCCCAGCUUGAGGGUGGCGUGAACAUGGAGUCGUACGAGAAGAAGCUCUACGUGUAA
This is a messenger RNA of Sporothrix brasiliensis 5110, 1617 nucleotides long. RefSeq names its product IMP dehydrogenase. The coding region runs from base 1 to 1617 and encodes 538 amino acids. The transcript is spliced from 2 exons. Gene Ontology annotation, molecular function: IMP dehydrogenase activity. NCBI's taxonomy places the organism in Eukaryota, Fungi, Ascomycota, Sordariomycetes, Ophiostomatales, Ophiostomataceae. The record is from RefSeq and is a predicted model, not a curated record. Gene Ontology annotation, cellular component: cytoplasm. Gene Ontology annotation, biological process: GTP biosynthetic process.